This is a messenger RNA of Teleopsis dalmanni, 2963 nucleotides long. RefSeq names its product coiled-coil domain-containing protein 39 (gene Ccdc39). The transcript is spliced from 10 exons. The coding region runs from base 63 to 2870 and encodes 935 amino acids. Gene Ontology annotation, cellular component: axoneme. Gene Ontology annotation, biological process: cilium movement; cilium-dependent cell motility; inner dynein arm assembly. NCBI's taxonomy places the organism in Eukaryota, Metazoa, Arthropoda, Insecta, Diptera, Diopsidae. The record is from RefSeq and is a predicted model, not a curated record.
UUUUAAAUUAAGAAAAUUAGUUUUAUAUUUUUCUAAAAGUAAAUGAAUCGAACUGCACCAAAAUGAAAGAUUUGUUGAAAAAAUUAGCCAAGGAUAUGGGUUGGAACUCAUUAGGAUCCAUUCCUGUGGCAAACGAGGAAAAUACGUCGUUGCUAAAAGAAUUGGAAGCUUUGAUGAGAGAAAAACAAGUCAUAGAAGAAGAAAACAAAGAUUUGAAAGAACGUUGCGAGAAAAUUAGCGAACAUGUAAAAAGUACCGAACUCUGCGUGGAACAGAAUUUGAAUUUGAUACAUGCCUAUAACAGUGAUGGUAUGAGAGAAGCCCAUUUGCUUAAAAUUGUAGAACGUCAAGAGGCUAAAGUAAUUGAUGAUAUUAGAAAACUUGAUGAGGAAUACUUCGAAGAAGAAUUGCAUAUGCAGACAGUACAAGCUGAGUUAGAGAAACAAAGAAAUAUUAUUAAGGAUAAGACUGAACGACUGAAAUGGGCAAAAAAUGCUAUGACGAUUUGGCAAGAAGCAAUGGAACAUAGUAAAACUGGAUUUAAAUUGAUAGAAAAAUAUUUCAAAGAAGAUGAAACAGUAGCUAAACAAAAAGAAAGAGAAUUGCAAUCACUGCAAAAUGAUUUAAUUAAAGAACGUGCGGAACUGCAUGAGACACUGGAAUUGAAAAAGCGUUUGGAGAACGAUAUAGAUUCUUUAGGAAAAGCUUUCCGACUUGCACAUGCUGAACGCAGAGAAAUGGUUAAUAUUUGGAAGUCAGCAGUAACACAAAUGGCAAAUCGUGAACGGUCUAUAGAAAACGGAGACGAUGAUCUAUUACAACUGAGACAGCAACGAAAAUUCACACUUGCAAAACUAUCUGCAAAAAAUAGGGCGCUCGAUGAUUUAUUGGAGGAACAAAAAGAUAUUGAAUUCGAAAUCGAGGAAAUCAAUAAGUCAGUGUGCAAAAUUAAAGAAGAAAGCUACAUCCUUAAAUCUAAACUAUUUACGAGAGAAAAAGAGAUACACGUAUAUCAACAAGAUUUACAAAAUUUAGCUAGUGACAUUGAACGUAUGCGAGCGGAAUCUCGACUAAAACAAGUUGAAGCUAGUAAGAAGCAAGAAAAACUUGAUAUAAUAAUGGACAAGAACUUAAAAUUGGAAGACCGCCUUAAAAAAUUUAUGGAUAAGUCUUUAAAUGCUACAACAAGAUUGCAAAUGUUAGAAGAUAUGAUAGCUGUCGAGGAAAAGACUAUUAAACAAAUGAAUAACGAGACCCAAGCACUUAAUGAACUUAGAUAUCGCCUAGAAUCGCAACUAGAAGAUGUGAAAAGUGAAGCAAAACAAGUGGAGGUCAAGAAUGAUGGAACAAAAGCGGCUACAAUAACAGUUGGAAAAAAUAUAAAAACUUUGAAAACGAGCAUGAGGCGGCAGAAUGAAAUUCUAUACAAUUUGAGUUUCAAAUGUAUAGAACUGGAACGUAAAAUAACUGAAGCGAUGGGUACUACUUCAGAUCCCGAAGAAGAAGAAAGAAAAAAACAACAAUUACAGAAAUUGGAAGCUGAACAUGCUAGGCUUCUUAAAAAAAUACAUUCUACCGAAAGUAUUAAUAAAAAACUCGAAGAAAGUAUGCGUCAAUUGACCUUGGUCUAUAAUCGCGAUAUCGACGAGGUUACCAAAAUAAAUUCCAAAAUAAAAGACGUGCAAGGUUACUAUGAAGGUGGUUUAAAGCGUCUUAAGGAAUGUAAACACAUCAAUCAGGUCCUAAUUGUGGAUUUAAGUUUGCUAAAAAUGAAAGCCCAUAAUUUCGAGGAACAAAUUAAGAAAAUUGAAAAGGGAAGGAUUAGUUUGAAUCAAAACCGUUCUCAAAUGAAAGUUGUGAUUAAGGAACGUUUAAAAAAACUAGAAGUUCAAAUGGGAGUACUUAAUACGAAGCGAAGAACAUUGGUUGAAGAGAGAAGUACUUUGAUAGCUGAUAUUACUGACCGAAAGAAACAUAUAGAAGCAAUGAAGACGCGUUUUGAGCUAACUUCAAAAUUAUUGGGAACAAAUGAAGAUGGCACAUUGGUUACAAGUACACAAUUACAAAUUGAGGCUGCACAAGAAAAGCAUAUACUUAUAGAGGAGGGCAAUUCGUUGAAUCAGAAGGUUAUAACUGCUGAAAAAGAUAUUAAGGCAAUGGAAAAUACCUUGGUGCUUAUGAAUCUUUCAAACAGUAACUUUCGUGAUUCUUUACAGAAGGGAGCUUCUACAGAUAAAGACGUAUUAAAAGAAGAGUUGGAGAAAAUUCGGGCAAUUUCCCAUAAUAAUGCAAUGGAAAUACAAAACAUACAAGACAAUAUAGUAAAAAAAGAAGAGCAGGCUAGAAUACUUGCGGCACAAUUAGAAAAUUUAGAAGCUGAGAUGAAAAGAUUAUCUGAAGAAAAAGCAACAAUAGAAGAAAAUUUUCGAAAAGUCAAUAAAGAAUGUCAACACCAAAAAGAAAGAAUGAUGCGCGCUGAACGAGAGCUGCAGAAUGCUAUUAAGGCACUAAAAGAAUUGCCUCUAGGCAACGAGAAUUUUAAUUUAAUUGAAAGAGAAAUAUAUUUGCAAGGCUUGGAAGAACGAAGUUCACUUAUUCUAAACACUUUUGUCGAUGUAAUACACUCUGAUAAGGAUGCAGCUCCCGUAAUAUUAAAUUUCUUUCAAGAAAAAAAAAUACAAAUGCCACAUCAUAUGCAAAGUACACGAAGCUUCCAAAUGCUUCGACGCAGCAACACUUCUCUAACAUCAUCAACUUCAAAAGAUUAUGCACUUUCCAUCACUCAGUCGUCAGGUAGUGACACUGAACGUAGUUCGAUGUCAGUUGCUACAGCUAAAGUGAGCGUACAUUCAUUGGAAUUUAACCCUUAAAACUUCAGCAUUCUAGUCGUAUUUUAUUUAUAAUUUUAAAUUAAUUACACAGCAAUGAUUAAUGAAUAUUUUGUUUUUUUUUUAAAUUGAAGA